AAUGACGGUCGCAAACAAAUUUUAAAGCUACCUACAAAUUAAAAGGUAACUUGAAUUUACAUUCACGGAUCGAACGUGAAAUGAAACGUUAUUAUGACAGAUGUCACUGCGGGUACUAAAGAAAAUAAAUUGACAGAAGCAAAAGACACCGAUUCUCUCAUAGAAUUGAUAAAACAAGGAAAAAGGAGUUUCAUUUAUAAAUGUGGGAAAGAUACUUUACUAAAAAUAAUAUCUGAAGAGGGUUUGCAGUGCCCGACAAAUCCAACGAUUGAUUCGUUACGCAAGGUAUUAAGUAAUUAUUACCAAAACCAACCUAAAAUCUCAAAACAAAAGACCAUGACGAAUUACGAACUAAAACCGUUUAACGGAGACAACUGGGAUGUUUUCGAGCAGCAAUUAGAAUCAUUAAUACUUUUAAACGAUGUGUCUGCUGACAAACAAGCCGCAUUGCUUAUUACAAAAAUAACACCAAGUGUAUUUGAAACAUUACAAAUUUUGUGUAAACCAAAAAAACCAACAACAUUGACUUACAAAGAGUUAUGUGAGAAAUUACGAGAGAAAUAUACACAAACGAAAACACCACUGUUAGACAGAGCCGAGUUUAGACGUCGCAACCAACUACCUACUGAGUCAAUUGAAGAGUAUGUGUUAAACCUUCAAAAAUUAUCUCGCAAGUGCAAUUUCAAGGAUGAAGAAGACCAGAUUAAAGAAAAACUGGUUGAUGGAGUGUACUCCAAACUUGUCAAGUUUGAACUGAUGAAGCAAACCACAACUAAUUUAGGAGACUUGAUUAACUUGGCGAAAACAGUAGAAUCUGCAUAUAAACAAGUAAAUGAAGAAGACACCAGCAACAUAUCAUAUGUUAAACCUAAAGCCAGAGCAGUGGGACAGAAGUUUACACCCUCCAAGAAGAAUUAUAAUAAUAAUAUGAAAAGUAAGUGUUUCUGCUGCGGGAAAGAAAACCACCUUAAAAAGGAUUGCACACUGAAGACUAAAUUUUGCUCGGAAUGCGGUCAACAAGGCCAUAUAUUUAAAAUGUGCCCAAAUAAGUAUAGACAAACAAAUGUUUUGAAUGUAGCAAGUGAAGAAAAUAAAGAGGACCAAGGAUUAGAAGAAGAAAAAAAUGUAUGUGAAGAGUAUGAAACCUAUACAUUUGACAGAAUGCCAAACAACUAAUUGAUCAGGAGUUCGCAGCAGUAUUCAGCCCUGGGUGGGGCGCAUUUAAAGGUGAAGCAAUUUCUUUAAAAUUAAAAAAAGAUGCUGUACCAAAGUUUCUGCCUGUUCGACGUGUUCCAUAUGCACUUCGAGAUAAGGUAAAACAUGAAAUUGACAGAUUACAGAAAAAUGGGCGCAUAGUGCCUGUCGAACAGAGUCAGUGGGGUACACCGGUAGUACCAAUAAUAAAACCAGAUGGCUCUGUAAGACUUUGUGGGGACUAUAAAGUCACUUUAAACCCAAAUUUAGAAAUCGACCAUUACCCUCUUCCACAUGUGGAGGAUAUCUUUGAAACUUUAAAACAGGGAGAAUACUACUGCGAGCUUGAUCUUCGGGAAGCUUACUUACAAGCUGCUUUAUCUGAGGAGAGUCAAUUAUUAACGACCAUUGUAACAGAAUUUGGAACAUAUAAGUACAAAUAUUUACCAUAUGGAGUUAAUACUGGCCCUGGAUCAUUUCAAAGACUAAUGUGUAAAAAACUUAUAGGUAUACCAAAUACUAUUGUAUUUAUUGAUAACAUUUACGUGGCAGGGAAAAGUUUACAAGAAACAUAUGAAACCCUUGUCAAAGUGCUUAAUAGACUACAAGAAAGUAAUUUCAAAUUAAAACCUGAAAAAUGUAAACUUUUCACAAGCCACAUAGACGUGUUUGGAUUUCGUAUAGAUAAAGAGGGAAUGAGCCUCAUAAAAUCAAAUAUUGAGCCAUUGUUGAAUGUGCCUGCACCAACUAACCUAACAUUGCUAAAAUCAUUUUUAGGAAAAAUAAAUUAUUACUCCCGAUUUCUAAGAGAUAUGGCUAAGAUUCUGAGUCCAUUAUAUGAAUGCACUAAAUUAAAUAAAUUCAACUGGACAGCCGACUGUCAAAAAUCAUUUGACACAAUUAAAAAUAAAUUAGCCUCCGCAGAUAAUUUAAGACAUUUCAAUCCAGACCUCCCAAUAAUUGUAACUGCUGAUGCUUCAAAUCAUGGACUUGGUGCUGUGUUAUCAAACCGGGACAAAAAUGGUGUAGUCAGGCCCAUAGCUUAUGCAAGCAAAAAAUUAAAUACAACGGAACAAAAAUAUGCUGCCAUAGACAGGGAGGCUAUGGGAAUUGUGUUUGCGGUCACUAAGUUUUAUAAUUAUAUUUAUGGCCGACAAUUUGAAUUAGAAACAGACAGUUCUGCUCUAGUCAGGAUUUUUGGACCAACAAAAGGUAUACCAAAAAUGGCCGCAAAGCGGUUACAACACUAUGCCAUAUUUCUCUCAGCUUUCAAUUAUAAAAUUAAACACAUUAAAACUAACAAUAAUCCAGCAGACUAUUUGUCCAGAAAUCCUGACAAUACAGAAUGUACCAGCCAACAUGUAAACCCAAUUAAUAAAGUUGAUAAUUUGAUACAUGUAUUGUAUACAAAUAGCUCUGAAAUAGACUAUUUAAAUUUUAAAGUUAUAGAAGAAAAUACACAAAAAGAUGUACUAUUAAGUAAAGUAAUUGAAUAUUGUACAACAGGUUGGCCAAAUAAAAUUUUAAUUAUGUCAGAACUUCUACCAUUUUAUAAUAGAAAGGAUGAAAUUAGUGUGGAUCAGGGUUGUUUACUUUGGGGACAUAGAGUAAUAAUUCCAGAAAUAAAUCAAAAAGCUGUAUUAAAAAGUUUACACAAAACACAUUUUGGUAUUGUUCGUAUGAAAGAAAUUGCUCGCUCUUAUUUUUGGUGGCCAAAAUUAAAUUCAGAAAUUGAAAGUAUUGGAAAAUCAUGUAUCAUAUGUUUAACAAACCAUAAAAACCCCAUGAAAUCUCCACAGCCAUGGCCAACACCACCUACAGCUUGGUAUAGAAUUCAUGCGGAUUUUUUGGGACCAUUUUAUAAUAAAAUGUAUUUAAUAAUUAUAGAUAGCUAUAGUAAAUGGCCCGAGGCUUUCGAAAUGUCAAACAUGACAGCAACUAAAACAAUGGAUGUACUAGAUAAGCUAUUCAGUCGGUUUGGAUAUCCGGACCAGCUGGUCACAGAUAACCAAACUACUUUCACAAGUACGGAAUUUAAGAGCUAUUGUAAGGAACAUAACAUUAAACAAAUAUUUUCACCACCUUACCAUCCAGCGACGAACGGAGCCGCAGAAAAUUUUGUACACACUUUCAAGGCCGCGGUGACCAAAAUAAGAGAAAAUGGAUGCAGUAUUAACUCUGCAAUCAAUUUAUUUCUAUUUGAUUAUAGAACCACACCUCAUAGAACAACAGGUGAGACUCCGGCUUGUUUGUUGCUGGGGAGAGAAUUAAGAAAUAGAUUUAGCUGUCUUAAACCUCCACCUAUAUUGGAAGAUGUAUCUGAAAGGGAGGGGAGAAAGGCAGGUAAAAGAAAAGUUAAUUUUAUAGUAGGUCAAAAAGUAAUGGUGAGAGACUAUAGAAAAGGUUAUAAACCUUGGAUAGUAGGCACGAUAGUGUCAGAUUCUGUCCCAGAUUUAACGUAUAUAAUUGAGGUUCAAGGUAUGCGGUGGAAACGUCAUAUUGAUCAAAUGGUGUAUUGCAAUGAGGACGUAGAUAAUAAUUAGAGUUAAGUUUGUAUCGUAGGCCAAGUCUAACUUGCAUUUAUUUAUAAAUGAUGCCAAGAUAUGUGUGCUUAGGUUAACUGUAGUUUCUGUACAGUUAUAAUGGGAUUCUCCAAUGAUCCUAUAUGAUGUAUCUAAACUUAAGUAAAACUAGAUUAGUUUUAGGAUAAGUCCGGGAGAGUGUAGUAUGUGUGAAUCGGAACGCUCUCUUCUGUUUU
Leguminivora glycinivorella is the source of this 3952-nucleotide messenger RNA. RefSeq lists its product as uncharacterized. The transcript has 2 exons. The record is from RefSeq and is a predicted model, not a curated record. Gene Ontology annotation, molecular function: nucleic acid binding; zinc ion binding. Lineage: Eukaryota; Metazoa; Arthropoda; Insecta; Lepidoptera; Tortricidae. Bases 1683 to 3737 code for a protein of 684 amino acids. Gene Ontology annotation, biological process: DNA integration.